This is a messenger RNA of Bactrocera tryoni, 848 nucleotides long. RefSeq lists its product as uncharacterized. Lineage: Eukaryota; Metazoa; Arthropoda; Insecta; Diptera; Tephritidae. The record is from RefSeq and is a predicted model, not a curated record. Bases 80 to 802 code for a protein of 240 amino acids. The transcript has 2 exons.
CGAGUCGAAGGUCUUUGAUUAAUCGAUCUUCGACAUCUCUACUGGUUGCAAACAUAUGUAAAUAAAACAUAGGUGCGAAAUGAAUUCAGACGACGAAGUUUUUGAAGGUAUUAUGGACAAUGUGAUUGACGAAACCAUUUCUUCCACACCCAGCAAAACAAAAAGACGAAAAAAAACACAAAUAGUGUCAUCAUGGACAAAUGAAAGCACAACAAAUUUGAUACAGGCCAUUGAAAUGUACAAUUGUAUUUGGGAAUAUUCCUGCCCAGAAUAUAAAGAUCGCGCCAAAAGAGAUAAAGCUUGGAAUGACAUCGUGGAGAAAUUUCCAACCCAAGAAGUUGACGGAUGCAAAGCAAAAUGGGCGAAUAUAAAAACGGCAUUUUCAAAUGUAAAGAAAAAAAUGACAACUAAAUCAGGCCAAGCGGCCGGUAAAGCUUUGCCACAUUGGCCGUUUUGGUCAGCUAUGCAAUUCUACUGUUUGCAUGAUCGCUGCAAGAGUAGUUCGUCCGUCUCAACUCUAGAUGUGGAUGCAGAUGUAACGCCACCACCAACAGCUGCCCGAAGUGACACAAAAUCCAAACCCUCUGCAACUGAUGAAUCAGUGACAACAGAUGCAAUGGAGACCGCAAUUCAAUUUUUAAAUAAAGAAGAAGACCACUGGCAUGGAGUGGGCAUGUAUCUUGCACUGCAAAUGCGUGAACUAUCAAAAAGAAAUAAAAGAGCAGCAAAUAAACUUCACGCGGAAUUAAUUCAAGUAGCUAUGAAUGCUGUCUUGCAACAAGAUGAGGAAAAUUUAUCAUAAUAUGUUGAUUUAUAAAUACAAAUAAAUACAAUUUAUUUAAAGAUUA